Molecule: messenger RNA, 516 nt
Organism: Symbiodinium sp. CCMP2456
Lineage: Eukaryota; Dinophyceae; Suessiales; Symbiodiniaceae
Source: the annotation of a GenBank genome assembly
CAACCCAUUAGCACAGGAUCGCGCCUUCCGCAAACCCUGUCGCCCUGGGUGAGUAUCAGGGCUGACUGUUCUCCGGCAGCUGACCCGGCCAAGGACUUCCCUCAAGCCGGUGCGCAAGAGAGUUGGAACCAAUUCUGGGACAACUACGCUUCGGCCAUUUCUGCCUACUACGGGCAGGAUCGACUCGAGUUGGGCGACAUGAGUGCGGUAAACAUGAUGAAAGCGGGUGGCUGCCCGAUGCUGCAAGCCGUUCCGAAGGACCCAAUGACAGGGGAGAUCUGGUGUCUGGGCGGGGCCGAUAUCUUCGGUCCGCUCAGCUAUCUCUGCCCGGAAGCUCGGCAGUACCGGUACUUGACUGUAGGGUUUGAAGGGGCUUGGCACGUAGGAUGUAGGAUUCGAGAUUUCGGAUUUGCGGUGUCGAGUUCGUGGAAUGAAGAUUUUGUGGGUUGCGGUCCAGGAUCCGGGUCAAAACACUUAAUUACUCGCUACUCGCGGCCUCCUUUGUGUGUAAUCUGA